AUGGAUAAUAUCAUGGAUAAAAAAAUAGUAAUUGACAUUGGAUCAUAUUAUAUUAAGGUUGGAUAUUCAAAUGAAGAUAGGCCAAGACUUAUAGUACCUUCAACCAUUGGUAGACCAAGAUUUUUGGAUCUAAGUAGGGAUUUAUGUGAUAAACCCCAUUACAUUGGCAGUGAAGCAAUUUCAAAAAAAGGAAUAUUAGCACUAAAAUACCCAAUAGAGUAUGGAGUUGUUUCAAAUUGGGAUGAUAUGGAAAAAAUUUUGGUUUAUAUUUUUAACGAACUUAAUGUUAAUACAGAGGAAUACUCAGUUAUCAUCGCACAGUCACCAAUAGAUACAAAUAAAAAUAAAGAAGAAAUAACUAAAGUUAUGUUUGAAACAUUUAAUGUACAAAAUUUAUAUAUAGGCAUACAGCAAGAGUUAACACUAAAAUCAAUAGGUUUAAAAACAGGACUUGUUGUCGAUUCGGGUGAUAGCUCAACACUUAUAGUACCUGUUAUAGAUGGUGUUGUAGAAAGAAAUUCAGUCGUAUUAUUGAAAAUAGGUGGAAGAGAUAUUACAGAUUAUUUAUUUAAAUUGUUAAAUGAAAAUGGAAAUAAAAUCUAUCAGUAUGAUAAGAACAUUGUAAGUCAAGUAAAGGAAAACUUUGGUUUUAUUUCUUUAGAUUGUUACAAUGAACAACAACAGGAAGAAAAGGAAUAUCAAUUACCUGCUGGUAAAAUGAUUAAUUUUACUAAUGAAGUUUUUAAAGCACCAGAAUUAAUUUUUAAUCCAUCUCUUCAUCAAAUCCCCAUGGACUCUAUUGACAGAUUAAUUUAUGAAACAAUAAUGAAAUUUAAUAAAAAAGAAAUUCAAAAAGAUUUAUUCAGUAACAUAGUUUUAACAGGUGGAAACACUAAAUUCAAAGGUUUUAAAGAGCGUUUAGAAAAGGAGAUGCAUAAUGUAUUAUCGUCCAAUGAAGGUGAAUGUGUAACCAUUAAAAUUACAUCAACAUCAGAACCACUCUACUCCUCAUGGUUAGGUUGUUCGUUAAUUGAAACAUCUCACUAUAAUUCAAAAAAUUACUCAAGAUUCGAAUAUGACAAAGUUGGGCCCUCCAUAAUAUAUUCAAAAUAA
Molecule: messenger RNA, 1113 nt
Organism: Dictyostelium purpureum
Lineage: Eukaryota; Evosea; Eumycetozoa; Dictyosteliales; Dictyosteliaceae
Exons: 2
Coding region: 1-1113 (370 amino acids)
Source: RefSeq, a predicted model, not a curated record